Molecule: messenger RNA, 4523 nt
Organism: Pomacea canaliculata
Lineage: Eukaryota; Metazoa; Mollusca; Gastropoda; Architaenioglossa; Ampullariidae
Product: small heat shock protein p36-like
Exons: 2
Coding region: 763-1746 (327 amino acids)
Biological process (GO): protein refolding; response to heat
Molecular function (GO): protein folding chaperone
Source: RefSeq, a predicted model, not a curated record
UAUCUAUCCGCAGUAUUGUAGUGUAGUUGCGACGGUUCCUUUAUUUUUAUUAUUGUUGUUGUUAUUUGGCCUCCAUCUGCAUCACAUCUACUUUGCCAAGCAUACAUUGCAGGUGUGCCUCGACAUUGCUGCGUGCUCCGUCAGUUGUAGACUGCACGUGCAGCCAGACGCUCGCGUCCGACAGGAGGUGCGUUUGCAACACAAGCAGCAAGCGAAUUUCGAGUCCGGCGGGACAGACCGCGCGCAUCGUGCUGCUGCUGCUGCUGCAUGUGAACUGCGGCAGGUUACGCAGGCCCAUAGCUGUACAGCCGCGCGCCGCACUGGCAUGUUUGUCGAGGGCGGGGGAGGCAGCGACUGUUAUUGUGAGUCUGUUGGCAAAACACGCAGGCCAUAAGCGGCCUACCUCUCGCCUCCUAGCGCCACCUAGUGUUGCUCUUACUACGCAGCUGCCAUUUGACACCUGUCUCUGUGAGUCUUACAAGUUACCAGUGUGGGACGCGUGAUCAUACAGACCAGACGCCCCGGCAGACGCCCUCGCCAGGACAUCGACCUUUGCCAGAGCUGCUGGUCGUUUGCUGGACCCUGUAUAUUCCCCUCUUCACCUUCCUCCUCCACUUCCCAGCCUCUUGUGCCCCCUCCACAUCUCGACACAGGGUGGUGCCCGCCUGCUGCUCGCUGUGUCCAAGUCUCUCCUCCCACUUUUCGUUGCCCACCAACCAGUGGUAGCGCCGCUCGACUGCCGCGCCGCUCCGACACGCCGCGAUGGCUGUGUACCGCUCGGAAGUGCACAUCCCCGUGCACAAGGACAGCCUGAGCUUCCAGGACCGCCAGAUCAAGCAGUGGGGCAAUGUGGAGGAGAAGAUGGAGCAACGCCGGAAGCAGUGGGACGAUGAGUUCGAGCGCAUGAGGCAAGAGUUCUUCGUGCUGAAGCCCUCGGAGAAGCAGGCCAGCACCAACUCGCUGGCCAACGUCAGCAGCCUCAAGACGGCCUUCGAGACGGACAGCAGCGGGCGGCAGAUGUUCCGCGUGCGCUUCGACGUCAGCGAGUUCAGGCCGGAGGAGGUGCAAGUGAAGGUGCAGGAGAACAAGCUCAUCGUCAACGCCCGCCACGAGGAGAAGACAGCCCAGACCUCAGUCAGCCGCGAGUACAGCCGCCAGGUGGAUAUCCCGAAUAACGUGAACCAGGAUCACAUGACCUGCGUGCUGAGCAAAGACGGCAUCCUCACCAUCGAGGGUCCGGCGGCAACUCCGGCCUUGACCCAGCGCGAGACCUUUCUGCCGGUCAAGAACGCAAGCGAAGCGCCAUCCUCGCCGACCAAGACCUUGGGCGUCGGGACGCCGGUCAAGAACCCCAUCGUCACGGAUCCGGAUGGGUCGCGGCGCAUGCGCCUGACGGUGGACGUGGGAGAGUUCAGCCCGGAGGAGAUCGUCGUCAAGACAACGGAGCGUAAGCUGAUCGUGCACGCCGAGCACGAGGAACGCACGGCCGGCCGCACCAUGCACAAAGAGUUCAACAAAGAGUACGACCUGCCAGACAGCGUGGACCCCGCCAGCAUCACUGCUUACAUCGGCGACGACAAGCAGCUGACCAUCGAGGCGCCCAUCAAGCCGGCCGUGCAGCGCAAGCUGUACCAGGUGACCCAGAGCCAGGACGUGCAGCGGGUGGUGGUCAGCAAGGACAGCUCCGUCACCAUCUCCGACAGCCGCAACCGGCCAGUCGUCACCAUCAGCGUCCACCGCAAGUAACUUUUUCCUCCCAAUCCUUCCCCCCCACGACGCUGACAAGAAGGAGGGAGUGUGGGUAGGCGUCGCUGAGCUUCCUGGGGAGGGGAGGAGGAAGGCUGCGAGAGUUGCUGUCCUUGAUGUGACUGUGAGCCACGUGAAGGUUUUGUCACCCCGGGUGUGCCCCAUGCUGUAGUUGUGGAGCUGCCAACGUUCUUCAAGGCGAAUCUUUCGGGUGCUGACAGAAAAUUCAGACAAUGGAAGGGUUUUAAUCAAACGUGUCACGCUUGUGUGAAUUCGGGGUGUUGCGACUUAACCUUCCUACCUGUAUUGUCUGUCAAAGGGAAGAAGCGAACCAUCGCCGGAAAUGUGAAACCACGCUCCACCCGGAAUUGUAGAAGUGAACAGGUUUGAGCUUGGAGCCAAGCUUGUCCUUGUGACUGCUUUGCUGCGACUGGAUUGGAAUGGAACCCCAGACUGAAAUUCUUUAAUUAACUUUCCUCUUCUCGCCGGCUUCUGUUGCUUAUCUCCAUCACGUGACCAGCUGUAGAUAAACGCUGGCAUCAUUAAUUUUAUCUUCUUAUUGUUGAGCGUAGGGGACACCGCCUGGUCGUGCCACAAUGACAUGCUUUAACAGUAUCACAAAAUGGUUGUUGCUAGUAUCACUCAGAAGUUGUUGCUAGUAUUCCCUGUUAUGUUUACGAUUUGUUAUGUUUUGGUGUACAUCCUUGUUACGAGACGAAACACAGUCUCGCAUUUAGAGUCAUGUUGUUAAUAUUAGAGCUGUCAGUUGUUGUUUAGAAUGUGAUAUGCAUAUUUAUGUGCUAUUCUCUCCCCUCAGCUCGGCUGUCGAGUUGUCUUCCCCUUGUCUAGAGCUGCUGCUUCGUCAUCACAUAUCAUCAUAUAAUGUUGAGUAAGCAGCUCUGGUGGAAAUUUGCAAGUGAAAAAAAAGAGAAGUGGUAGUGUGGUAGAGCAAAGGACAGUUUUGCUUUGAAGAAAGUUCGCAUCGUUGGCCUCAUUGACCACGUGACCACUGCCAUCGCCUGGCCUCAGUCCUGCCUCUGUGUAUUGGUGGACGUCGUCACAUGGACUUCGUGCUUGAAUUCCAGAACUGAGCCAAACUUUCAGUUGUUUAAAUGGUGAAAUGUGUUCACCAGCCUCAGAAUCAUUUUGUUUGAUGUGAACAGUGCAGUUCAGAGACAAAAGCGAGUAGGUGUGUCACAAGUCUUGCUUCCUCUGAAUUUGUAAUUUGUUGAUUCUGCUUGUGCGAGACUGUUUCAUUGUAGUAACCUGUCAUAAGAAGACUCAUGAGUUACUGCGGUUUGUUGUCAAUAUUGUCCAUUUUUAAAGAUUUUCAUGUCUUUUAAAAAUAAUUGUAGUGUUUCCUGAUGCUUCUGUUAGUACUAAUUGCUGACAGAUUCUCAGCUUCACCUAGCCAGAGAAACACAUGUUCUUCGGCCUUUCUUCUCUAAUCCUCUCCAUCACCAAUAAUUCACUAAUGUCAAAGAAAUUUUCAGCAGAUGUGUUUAGUUCCUUCUGCUUUUACCUAUAAACAGAUCACAGAAACCACAUGAACACCAGAAAAGUAUCUUUAACAAAAAGUCUGCUUUGUAGAGCUGAGCCAGGUCAACUUUUUGGAAAUUUUAAUGCGAUCAUUUAACAUUGAUGCAUGUCACAUAAAAUAUUGACCACCAAACAUUAUCCAUAAAAUCCCUGUGAUAAAAACAAUGAUUGCAUGUUUCCACUAAGUAAGAUGGCAGGAAAAGAUGGAGAAAUAGUUUAUUAGUUAUAGUCAGAAUAGAGGCCAUGAGGUAUAGUGCUAGGAUUCAGUUUGGUUCAUGCUGAGAGGUUAGGAGAAGUGUGUUUGUGUGACUGUUGUCUGCUUUGUUGAUGCUUGAUAAAUACAAUUUAUGAAUAAACAAAUUCCAUUUACCCUGAACUCCCGGAAUCCUCAACAAAUAAUCUGACCUGCUGUAUCCCAGCAGAUGUAAAGGCCACUUCACUGUGAUUCAUUUGAAAAAUGUUCAAUGUUGAACUAAAGCUUCCCUGCUGAAAUGUUUUGUGAUGACAAUAUGUCAGAAGGUAUCAGUCAACUGAUAAAAAAACUUACUUAUAAUGUAACAUCAGUGGAAGUAUUGUUGCACCAUUGUCCGACAUCUGAAUUUUACCAGGCAUCUUGUAGCACGUGGCACAACUUUGCCCAUUCUGUUUGUGCGAACACAAUGAUGCAGUUUUGUUUGUUUGAUUGUUUGUUUGUUUGUUUGUUUGUUUGUUUGUUUGUCUCAAGUCUCUGAUGUAAGUUAGUUGGUUGAAGCUUUGGUUGAAGUGCGCUGCACCAUCGGACAUGACUGUAACAUGACCUGUCCUUUGUCGCGCUUCCAUAAAGGGGAAAGACACAGGUGUGGCUGAGCACCUGUCCUCAGUCCCCAUGGUAUGUAGCGCGCGCCUGUGUAGGACAUCACUGACCAUAACUGGCAUUUAUUGUUGUCAAACUGUAAUGAAACAGUUACAACAUCGUUUGACCCUUGGUUGUCGGUACUGAGAGACGCUGCGAUGUGACUUCAGCUCACGACUCUGUGUAACGGUAGGAGUGUUGUGGUCUGUGGGGGCCGCCACUCCCACGCCGAGUAUUACUGUUGGAACUUGUUUUGCUUUCGACGUUGUGUAGAAUAUUCUCUUCAUUCUUUCUGUCUUCUCCAGAACUUAAGUCGCUUUUAAACGUGUAAUCUUUAUAUGCAAAUCUUGUUUACUUCUGUUAGAAAAUUUUGUUCGCGAAUUUAUUAAAAUCUGAAUAAGACGCA